Molecule: messenger RNA, 1683 nt
Organism: Dinoponera quadriceps
Lineage: Eukaryota; Metazoa; Arthropoda; Insecta; Hymenoptera; Formicidae
Product: arylsulfatase B-like
Exons: 8
Coding region: 1-1683 (560 amino acids)
Source: RefSeq, a predicted model, not a curated record
AUGAGUAGACUGUCCUUGCUGCUCUUCACAGUGUUUCUUUUGGACACCUUGAUACCUGUCUGUUUACUAGAAACGACCGAAGGAAAUGAUUCCAAAAAACCGCAUAUUAUUAUCAUCCUCGCAGACGAUUUGGGCUGGAAUGAUGUAAGCUUCCAUGGUUCCGACCAGAUACCUACGCCAAAUAUCGACGCUCUCGCGUAUAAUGGAAUAAUUCUAAACAAUCAUUAUGUAUCACCAAUGUGCACACCAAGUAGAGCAGCCUUAAUGACUGGGAAGCAUCCUAUCCAUACGGGCAUGCAACAAGAUGUUAUAUAUCCGUCAGAACCACGUGGACUUCCAUUAAAAGAGAAGUUGAUGUCGGAGCAUUUAAAAGAAUUAGGUUAUUCAACAAAUUUACUGGGUAAAUGGCACUUAGGUUACUACAAACAGGCAUAUACGCCGCUUUGCCGGGGCUUCGAUACGUUUUUUGGUUCUUGGAGUGGUCUCCAAGAUUAUUAUAGUCAUGAAGCAGUAGAGCCAUUGACAUAUUUUCGAGGCGUGGACAUGAGACGGAAUAUGGAAGUCGUGUGGGACACAAAAGGCAACUAUUCAACGGAUCUCUACACCAAGGAAGCAGUACGCUUAAUUAAUGCUCACAAUCCCGAUAAACCAUUAUUUUUAUACUUGGCACAUCUUGCAGUCCACCGUGGAAAUCAGGAGCACUUACUAAAAGCUCCCCCCGAAGAGAUUGAAAAAUUCUCCUACAUCGACGAUCCAAACAGAAGAACUUAUGCUGCUAUGGUUUCUAAAAUGGAUGAAAGUGUCGGCCAGGUCGUGGAAACCUUGAAAAAUCGCAAUAUGUUAGAUAAUAGCAUUAUUCUUUUCAUGUCUGAUAACGGAGCCCCUACUGAUGGUUUUCUGUAUAAUUACGGCAGUAAUUAUCCUUUACGUGGAAUUAAAGCUACUCCUUGGGAAGGUGCUGUGCGAAGUAUAGCCGCAAUCUGGAGCCCUCUGAUCAACAAACCCGGGCGUGUCUCGAACGAUUUGAUAUACAUAGCCGAUUGGUUGCCCACUUUAUUGUCUGCCGCCGGCGGAAGCAAGGAAAAAAUUGGCAAGAUCGAUGGCUUUGAUAUGUGGCCGACGAUUGCAUCCGAUGAGAUUAAUUCCAGAGAAGAAGUACUGAUAAACAUCGAUAAAACUUACCAGGCCAUUCGUGAUCGCAAAUACAAGUACGUACAUGGUCAGACCACGCAAAGCUCUAAAUGGAUAGGAGAUAGCGGAAAAAAUUCGACUGAGAAACGACCACCGUAUACUUCUGAGACAGUGUUGCGUAGCAAAACAGGAGCUGCCAUUGCUUCAGUGACUAACAAUAUUGCUGAACUUAAUUCUCAGAAGAUCCUACAGUUAAGACAGCAGGCGGAAGUCCAUUGCAACGUUACGGAAAAGGAACAGGUUGCAUGUUAUGCAUGGGCUGUGCCAUGUCUCUUCGACCUAGAGAGGGACCCUUGCGAGAAAAUAAACAUCAUUGCAAAAGAACCCUUCAUUGCGGCACAAUUGAAGGCACGUUUGGUACGAUAUAAAUUAACUAGCGUAUUGCCAAACAAUAAAUUACAUGAUUUAAAAGCAAAUCCUAAAUGGUGGAACAAUACGUGGGUGUCCUGGCAGGAUUCCUAUCCACUGGAACCUUUGCAAAAUUCCUGCUGA